CUUCUCUCGUCGAAAAACAAGAAAAAAGACGAAGUUGUUCAAGAAGAUAGCGACGAAGAUUCUUCAAGAGAGGCCGAAAGUGAGACUUCUGAGUCAGAUCUACUUCUGCCAAAAACCAGCAUAAAUCUCUCUGAAAUUACAGAUCUUAUUUUGAAUGAGUCGAAAGUUGGCAGUGUUUUGAAGUGCAUCGCAGACGACAAUGACGAUGAUGACAACAACAAGGAGGAUACUUAUGGAAUUACUACAGUCUUGAACAUUAACCAUCAUAAGGAGGUAGCUGCAGUCAGAGACUUCCUUAAUCUUGUUACAACAAGUUCUCAAGAUGACAAAUUUUUAAAAAUCCUUCAAGAUCCACAGCACACUAUGGGUUGGUUAAUAAAUGAGCGAUUUAUCAAUAUUCCAGCUCAUAUUGCUCCACCACUCUAUGCAAGCCUUUGGUCAGAGAUUGAGAAGGCAAGAAAAAAGGGGAAGCCUUUUAAAUUUGACUAUCUUCUCUACAUAUGUAAAUCCUACAAAUUUGAUGUAUCAAGCAACAAGAAAAAAAAGAAAAAUCAAGUGAAGGAAGGGCAAGACCUGAUGUUUAUAAAUUCUGAGGAUGAACUAUUAUGUCAGAAAGCAUCAGCGAAGUUUGACAAAGACGUCACGGAGCAAAGCGAUGUUCUGGUGUCUGGCAAAUGGCGGGAAAACGACAGUCAGAUGAGAUCCUUCAGAACUUUCAUGUUAAUACCUUGGAAAGAAAUGAAAAAUAGCGACAGAAAUGGAACAAUGCAGCGUGAGAGGACUUGGGAAUGUUUAUUCCUAUAUUUUAUUUCAUUAUGA
Dendronephthya gigantea is the source of this 819-nucleotide messenger RNA. RefSeq names its product protein BCCIP homolog. The transcript has 8 exons. The coding region runs from base 364 to 819 and encodes 151 amino acids. Lineage: Eukaryota; Metazoa; Cnidaria; Anthozoa; Malacalcyonacea; Nephtheidae. The record is from RefSeq and is a predicted model, not a curated record. Gene Ontology annotation, cellular component: nucleus.